Alternaria ethzedia is the source of this 1545-nucleotide messenger RNA. RefSeq lists its product as uncharacterized. Gene Ontology annotation, biological process: transmembrane transport. Gene Ontology annotation, cellular component: membrane. Gene Ontology annotation, molecular function: transmembrane transporter activity. The transcript has 2 exons. The record is from RefSeq and is a predicted model, not a curated record. The coding region runs from base 1 to 1545 and encodes 514 amino acids. Lineage: Eukaryota; Fungi; Ascomycota; Dothideomycetes; Pleosporales; Pleosporaceae.
AUGUCGGCGUCUAACAGCGAGAAGAAGCUCGGCAAUCCAAUGGGUCCGGUGACUACCCGUGAGGAGGGUGUCGUUGAGCACGUCCACUUGGGAUACGACGCGCAGCUCACGAAGAACCGGUCACUCAUUAGCGUUCUGGGUAUGUGUCUUGCCAUCGUGGCUGUACCUUACGGUAUUGGCGGUCCCUUGAUGAGCGCCAUCUAUGGUGGUGGCCAACUGUCGAUAUUCGUCGGCGUACUGGUUGUCCUGUUCUUCAAUGGCUGUGUCGCUAUCUCGCUUGCAGAGCUGGCAUCACGGUAUCCAACAUCUUCUGGUGUGUACUACUGGUCGUACCGACUCUGCGGUGAACGAAAGAGGACACGCAAGAUUGUCUCGUUCCUGACCGGUUGGUUUUGGCUCAUCGGAAACUGGACCAUUGCACUGUCCGUCAACUUCGGUUUCGCUUCCCUUAUCGCGGCGACGGUAUCAAUCUACAACCCGGAGUGGGUGGCAUCGGACUGGGAACUGCUUCUCAUCUUCUACGCGCUAUGCGUGCUGGUCUUCCUUGUGUGCUCUCUUGGAGACAGACUGCUACCGUAUGUGGACUCCGUGGCCGCGGUAUGGAACUUCGUUACGAUCAUCGCACUUCUUGUCGCUCUCUCGGUCCGCGCUCAGCAAGGUCGACAUUCAGCCUCCUACGCGCUCGGCAACUACAACAGCAGUUUCUCGGGCUGGGGCACGGGCUUUACGUUCUUCAUCGGUCUCCUGCCACCAGCAUACGCUUUCUCCGCCAUAGGCAUGGUGACAUCAAUGACGGAAGAAUGCGCCCAGCCCGAGAUUGAAGUUUCUCGCGCUAUCGCCCUCUGCAUACCCUUCGGUGGUCUCGCAUCGCUCCUGUUCGUCCUACCGCUAUGCUUUACGCUGCCACCGCUCGAAGACAUCCUCAACGCACCCUACGGCCAAGCGCUGCCGUACAUCAUCUACUCUAUCAUGGGCUCAAAGACAGGAGCGCUGAUAUUGAUGGUAAUGAUCUUAUUCGUCACUCUCUUCUGCGCCAUUGCGAUCACGACUGCUGCUUCACACUGCACAUGGGCUUUCAGCCGCGACAACGCGCUUCCCCUCGCUGGCCUCUGGACACGCACUAUCGCCGACCUGCCCAUCUACUCGCUCACGCUCGUCACAGUCAUCGAGAUGCUACUCGGUCUUAUCAACCUCGGCUCCAGCAGUGCGUUUACUGCUUUUGCGUCAGUCGGCGUUAUCGCGCUCGCCAUCGGCUACCUCGUUCCUAUCGCCAUCUCUCUCUUCACCGGUAGGAGAGAAGUCGCACAUGCCAAAUGGAAUGUCGGUGGCCUGGUGGGCACCGCAGCAAACAUCGGUGCUGUGGCAUGGAUUCUGUUCGAAUUGGUGCUUUUUAGCAUGCCGACUGCGCUUCCUGUUACUGAGGUCACGAUGAACUACGCUAGUGUCGUGUUGGUCGGCUUUGCGUGUUUGAGCGGGCUAUGGUAUGCACUCUCUGGCAGAAACAAGUUCAAGGGUCCCCCUGACGAGGUGGAUGAUGUUUACUAA